Molecule: messenger RNA, 2166 nt
Organism: Tripterygium wilfordii
Lineage: Eukaryota; Viridiplantae; Streptophyta; Magnoliopsida; Celastrales; Celastraceae
Product: pectinesterase 3
Exons: 2
Coding region: 151-1899 (582 amino acids)
Biological process (GO): cell wall modification
Molecular function (GO): pectinesterase inhibitor activity; pectinesterase activity
Source: RefSeq, a predicted model, not a curated record
UACCUAUCUUUGCCUUUCCUCUUUAUAAAAACAGACCCCACCAAGAACAAAACACAAAUUCACACACCCCCCAUCAAGCAAGAAGAAACUCUGAUUCCUACACAAUCAAACCAAGCCAGCAAAACACAAAGCUAGCCGGGUCCGAACAGAAUGGAUUCAGUCAAGUCCUUCAAGGGUUACGGCAAGGUAGACGAGCUCGAGCAGCAAGAGUUCCACCGGAGGACACGUAAGCGUAUCAUCAUCGUCGUCGUCUCCGCCAUCGUUCUAGUAUCGGUAAUCGUGGCUGUAGUUGUAGGAACCGUGAUUCACAAACGAAAGGGCAGUUCAUCUUCCGAAGACGUCGUUCCCGUUCCGGAGCUGACUCCGGCUGCUUCACUCAAAGCCGUCUGCAGUGUCACUCAGUACCCUAGCUCUUGCUUCUCCAGCAUCUCCACUCUUGAAACCGGCAACACCUCCGAUCCCGAAGUUCUGUUCAAGCUCUCCCUGCAAGUCGCGAUUAAUGAGCUCUCGAAGCUCGUGGAUUAUCCAGCGACGUUAAUUGGAAAAAACAAUGAUACACGAGUCACGGAGGCUCUGAAGGUUUGCGAGACCGUUCUGGAUGAUGCACUGGACAGGGUAAACGACUCCGUAUCGUCGAUGGGUGUCGGUGAGGGAGGGAAGUUGUUAUCGGCAUCGAAAAUUGAUGAUAUGAGGACUUGGUUAAGUACUUCGAUGACUGACCAAGAAACAUGUUUAGAUGCCCUAGACGAGUUAAAUUCAACGCUUCUUGAAGAAGUGACAACUACGAUGGAAAAUUCCACCGAGUUUGUGAGCAAUAGUUUGGCCAUUGUUACCAAGAUUUUGAGUUUAUUGUCUGAUUCCGGCAUUCCGAUUCACCGGAGGCUGCUUUCGACUGAGUCAGGGUUUCCGAGCUGGUUGAGUGCAGGUGACCGGCGGCUGCUCCAGAAUACAAACUCAACGACGGUGCAGGAGGUCACGGUGGCGAAGGAUGGGAGUGGGGAUUUCACGACGAUCGCCGCGGCGGUGGACAAGGUGCCGAAUAAGAGUAAGACUAGAUUCGUGAUCUAUGUCAAGGAAGGUGUGUAUGAGGAGAAUGUAGUUUUGGAUAAGAGCAAGUGGAAUGUUAUGAUGUACGGCGACGGGAAGGACAAGACCAUCGUCUCCGGCAGUAAGAACUUCAUCGACGGGACUCCCACCUUCCACACGGCCACAUUUGCUGUCGCAGGAAAGGGUUUCAUAGCAAAGGAUAUGAAAUUCAUUAACACGGCAGGAGCAGCAAAGCACCAAGCAGUGGCCUUCCGUUCUGGUUCGGACAUGUCUGUGUAUUAUAAUUGUGCAUUUGAUGCCUACCAGGACACACUAUAUGCUCAUUCCAAUCGACAAUUCUACCGGGACUGUGACAUCACCGGCACCAUUGACUUCAUCUUUGGCAAUGCUGCUGUUGUUUUCCAGAAUUGCAACAUCCAGCCCAGGCAACCACUGCCUAACCAAUUCAACACCAUUACAGCUCAGGGAAAGAAGGAUCCUAACCAAAACACUGGCAUUUCAAUCCAGAAGUGUACACUUUCUCCCUUGGACAAAAACCUUACAGCUCAGACAUACCUUGGCCGGCCUUGGAAAGAGUAUUCCACAACAGUGAUAAUGCAGUCCAAUAUUGAGGCAUUCUUGAAUCCAUUGGGCUGGAAAGAAUGGGUCAGCAAUGUUGUCCCUCCCAGGACCAUAUUCUAUGCUGAGUACCAGAAUUCAGGGCCUGGAUCAAGUGUUGAUCAACGGGUCAAUUGGGUUGGUUACAAACCAUCUCUUUCAGAAGAUGAGGCUGGGAAGUUCACCGUGGAAUCAUUUAUUCAGGGCCAGGAAUGGUUGCCAGACACAAGUGUUCGAUUUGAUAACUCUUUAUGAUCUGAAAGCAGAUAAAGAUAUGGAAAUCAGGAUUUGUGCAUAGCAUGAUGAUUACAGUUUCUAUAUUUCUUUACAGACAUUACAAUUGGUCUGCAGCAUCUGAAGGCCAUGUGAGGCUAGUGUGCAACGAAGUGCGAGUGUUUUAACCUCUGUUUUAGGUAUUUUCUUCAUUUAAUUUUUGCAAUUAUAUUGUAACAUUCUCCAAAUCACAGUUGUAAUUUUUUUUAUACAAAGAAAAUAUGAAGCUUGGGUGUUGUAUUGUAUCCA